Stylonychia lemnae is the source of this 735-nucleotide messenger RNA. The record is from the annotation of a GenBank genome assembly. NCBI's taxonomy places the organism in Eukaryota, Ciliophora, Spirotrichea, Sporadotrichida, Oxytrichidae.
AUGGAAUCCUUCCCCCUAGCCAACCAAGACUCAAAUUUCUCGUUGAACUCAUCUUUUAGUUCAAGCUCCAACCCAAUCCUCAGCACCUCGACCAGCCUGGUCUAGAAUGGCUUUGAUGGAGUCUCAACUCAAAGCUCAACAAUUAUUCAGACCCAAUCAGUAAGCUCAAACUCAAAUAUUGUUUCAAUGAGUUCCACUGUUAAUUCCACCCCAGUUCUGAGAAAGCAGCACUAAAGCAUCAAGAAAGAACCAGAGGAUGAAGAAUUAAUCCUGGCCCGCUCCAUAUUCAUAAAAAAUGUUGACUACUCUACUAAUAAGAGAGACCUAGAGGAUCAUUUCAAGGAUUGUGGGUCAAUCACGAGAUGCAAAAUUGCCACUGACAAGGCAACUGGCUAGCCUCUAGGUUAUGCUUACAUUGAGUUCGCUACCAAUGAAGGAGCUCAACGCUCAAAGUUGUUAAAUGAUAGUCUAUUUAAGGGCAGACAAAUAACUGUUAUGGAGAAGAGAAAGAACAAGCCUGGAAUGGGCAAGAGUGGAUACAAGCAGCAGAAGAUGCUGAUGUAGAACUAGCAUGCCACUUAGAUUCUAGCAUAGGCAGUGAGUGCCGCCCUCUCUGGAAACCUGAUGGGUAAUUUGUUGACAACUGGUUUGAUGGGAAGAGGCAGAGGGCUUCCCAAUAUGAGAGGAGCAAACGCCUUCAAGAGAGGCGGUGGAGGCAGAUUCAGGCCUUAUUGA